Molecule: messenger RNA, 672 nt
Organism: Rhododendron vialii
Lineage: Eukaryota; Viridiplantae; Streptophyta; Magnoliopsida; Ericales; Ericaceae
Exons: 1
Coding region: 1-672 (223 amino acids)
Source: RefSeq, a predicted model, not a curated record
AUGGCAGCUUCCCCCUUUGCAAAGAGGUUACAGGAUGCACGGCUACCAAGCAAAGUGAAGCACGGUGCGUUCAUCCUUUACGAGACGAAUGCGGACCCCGUUGCUCACAUACAACAUUACCAACAGGCUAUGUUCAUGCAUGUUGGGGAUGAUGCCAUCAUGUGUAAGAUGUUCCCUUCGAGCUUGGGGAAGGUAGCCCUAUCCUGGUUCCAUAAGUUAGAACCACGCUCCAUACGAGGGUGGAUGCAGCUCGCUGAAGAGUUUACUGCUUGGUUCUUAACAAGUAGGAAAGUCCCCAAAACAUUUGAAAGCCUCUCCACGAUGGAACAGGGGGAAAGCGAGCCAAUCAGAGAUUACGCUAAGAAAUAUUGGGAAACUUUCAAUGAGAUUGAAAGCUGCAGAGAAGAACAUGCGAUUGCUACUUUUAAAACUGGCCUGCCUAUUCGGGGAGAACUACGCUGGUCAUUAAAUAUGCAUCCGGUAGCAACGUUGGCUAGGCUAAUGGAGCGAAUUGAGCAACAUGCCAGAAUGGAAGAUGACAUACUCCGAGAAGAUGGCAAGUUGGCUAACGAACAAGCCAAGGGGCCUACAAAGAAGGCAGAUAAACCAGAGCCCAAGACCUAUAGGGAAAGGAAAGAGUACGGGCAAGCUGAGAAAGACCCAUACAAAUAA